Rhipicephalus microplus (southern cattle tick) is the source of this 3276-nucleotide messenger RNA. RefSeq names its product lysosomal alpha-glucosidase-like. The record is from RefSeq and is a predicted model, not a curated record. NCBI's taxonomy places the organism in Eukaryota, Metazoa, Arthropoda, Arachnida, Ixodida, Ixodidae. Gene Ontology annotation, molecular function: carbohydrate binding; alpha-1,4-glucosidase activity. Gene Ontology annotation, biological process: carbohydrate metabolic process.
AUGAUGAUGGGGAAAACACAGGCCGACUUCCACGCCGAAAUGCCCCAGCUUGAGCAGAUGGAGCUCAGGGCGUCUAGAGGAAACAUUGAGGACGCCAACGAAGGCGAGAUCUUCCAGGAGGUACGCCUGGAUGACAAUGGCAACAUGGAAGAGACACCCAUCACUGGCAAGCUGAUUUCCGGCGACGACAAAGCGGGCGGGGCGCUGCGCAUUCCGACGGCGGUGAUGUACUCGUUCGGCGUCGUCAUGCUGCUGUCGUCGUGCGUCAUCCUCGUGUCGCUCUUCUACAUCAUGUCGGCGGGCCGGCCCUUCUCCCCACGCGACAAGCCGCUGCCCAAGCCGGAACCCACGAUGACCAUCAAGCUGCGCGUGGCCGACCUGCCCGAGAGCUUCCUGGGAGUGCUGCGUCAGAGGGGUGCCGGACCGGGUGCAGCCAAUGGGUCAGCGGCCGCCAUGGCACCAGGCAGUGACCUCAGCCGUGGUCAAGGCAGCGGUCGGCGCCACUCGCCAGCAGCGCCCCCACUGCUUGCCGGGAGCGACCGUCGCGCCACGCUGCAGCGCCCGGGCGAACCGAAGAUGUCGGCCCAGAUAUAUGGUGACAGCUCCUUGGCCGAAGAAGGCAACUCGCACGUGGGAAGAGUCGUUCCUGGGUCUUUUAGCAGUGGCGCCAAGGAGAUCGUCGUCAUCCAGAGCCCAAUUUGCAGCCAAGUGUGGGAGAGCCAACGCGUCGACUGUCAUCCCGAGGCAGCCCCUAGUCUCGAGUCGUGCCGAGUGCGCGGCUGCUGCUUCGAACCCGUGAACGCGUCCUCCGAGAACUUGGAGCCCGGCUUCCUGCUGCCACCAGCCUGCUUUUACCCGGCCAACUACCUGGGCUACAAGGUGGACUCCAUUCAGCGGUCCCCGACGAAAAUCGUGGCGCGUGCCGUGCGUGUCACUCCGUCCGGCCUUCCGGACGAAAUUCGCGACAUCCAGGUGGAAGUCACGAACUACAAUGACAACACUGCCCGCAUUAGGGUGUACGACCCGAGGGCUGCGCGGUAUGAAGUGCCGCUGCCUAACGUGCCUCAGAAGGACCACUACUUUCCUGUGAUGUACGAGACCUCGGUCAGCCCGGCAGGAGACGUUGAGAUCAUCCGGCCAGUGUCUAGGAAAGUUGUGUUCCACACAAACAUCUCGACACUGGUGUUCGCAGACCAGUUUCUUCAGAUGUCAACGUACAUACCGUCACGUUACGUGUACGGAGUUGGAGAUGUCAAGUCACCGUUACUGCGAAGCACGGACUGGCAGAAGAUAACCCUCUUCAACGCCGGAAGGUCACCCACGGAGGGCAAGAACUCGUACAGCAGCCAUCCUUUCGUGUUGGUCCACGAGGAAACCGGCGAGAGCUGCGGCAUCUUUUUGCUCAACAGUAACGCCAUGGACAUCCUGCUCAAGCCGAGUCCCUCGGUCACAUUCCGCACGACCGGCGGGAUUCUGGACCUCUUCGUGUUCCUGGGUCCCACGCCGUCCGAUGUGGUGCAGCAGUACACGGCUCUGGUGGGACGGCCAGCGAUGCCUCCGUACUGGGCGCUCGGUUUCCACCUGAGCCGUUGGGGCUACACCAGCAUCGAUGAGGUCAAGGAGACCCGUCGUCGGAACCUGCGGAUCGGAAUCCCUGUGGAGGCCGUGUGGCUGGACGCUGACUACAUGGAGGCUCUACGGCCCUUCACGUACGACAAGGUCCGCUUCGCCGGGCUGCCCGAGUUCGCCCAGGACCUGCACAAGCGCGACAUGAAAUUUGUCCUGACGCUGCAUCCUGGAAUAGACGCGAACAUGGAAAAUGGCUCGUACCUUCCCUUUGACGAGGGCCACAGGGCAGCUGUUUUCGUGAGAUCGGACGCCGGUGACUACAACUACGGCAUGGUGGGAAAUCGGAGCCAGCUCGUCUAUCCGGACUUCACGCACCCGGCGAGCGGGGAGUACUGGACGAAGAUGCUGUCUUACUUCCAUGACGUGAUGCCGUUCGAUGGACUGUGGCUGGACCUGAACGAGCCGUCGAGCCUGUACAACGGUUCCGAGCGUGGAUGCCCGGCGUCUACACUGGAAGAACCACCGUACCUACCCGGCGAAGGAAAGGAGGCGCUGCGAACCAAGACACUGUGCAUGACGGGUCGCCACUACCUGUCCACGCACUAUAACCUGCACAACCUGUAUGGGCUGACGGAGGCACUACGCACAUAUGACUCCCUGCGCCAGAUUCUUCUGCGGAGACCAUUCAUCAUAUCGCGGUCCACGUUCUCGGGUCAGGGCCGGUACUCGGGCCACUGGAGCGGUGACAUCGAGUCCGACUGGGACGCCAUGCGAUCAUCGAUUUCCUCGAUGCUGACGUUCAACAUCCUCGGCAUUCCCUUGACUGGCUCGGACAUCUGCGGCUUCUGGGACAACACAACCAGCGAACUGUGCAACCGUUGGCACGCUCUUGGCGCCUUCUACCCGUUCGCGAGGAACCACAACGCGAAGGGAAACAUCGAUCAAGAUCCUGCAGCCAUGGGAGGGGCCGUAGCGGCCACUGCCAAGAAGACCCUCAAGAUCCGUUACUGCUUCCUGCCGUACCUAUACACGUUGUUCUAUCGAAGCCACGUGUUCGGCGAGACUGUCGCCCGGCCUUUGUUCUUCGAGUUUCCCAAGGACGUCAACACCUACGCCGUGGACACGCAGUUUCUGUGGGGCAGCGCUUUGCUGGUGCUUCCUAUCCUGGAGCCGAACGCGACGAGUGUGAAGCCAUACCUUCCCCGCGGCAUCUGGUACGACGUGAUGCUUGGUCUUCCCUACCACAGCGCCGGCGAGGACUUCCAGAUGUCGCCGCUCAAUGACUCCAUCUGCCUGCUCAUUCGCGGAGGACACGUUGUGCCCUCGCAAGAACCGGCGCAGACCACCGCUGCCAGUCGACUCAAGCCAUUCAACCUGCUGGUGGCUCAAAACCAUGACGGGCUGGCCAUGGGUGAGCUCUACUGGGACGACGGCGAGUAUAUCGGUUCCUAUGAAAAGGGCGAGUACAGCCUCAUCAAGUUUGUCGCAGUCAAGAACACGGUGUCGAGCAUGUGUGUGCAUUGUGGCUACGACAGUAUUAUGCUGCUGAACGCCGUCACCGUUUAUGGUGUCACGGACAAGCCGCGGGAGGUGCAGUUCAACCGGCUACCCACCAACUUCACCUACAACCCGGCCGGACAGUUCAUGAAAGUGUCGAGCCUGCAUUACCAACUGACGAAGCCGUUCGUGCUGACAUGGAACCGCUGA